Molecule: messenger RNA, 897 nt
Organism: Haemonchus placei
Lineage: Eukaryota; Metazoa; Nematoda; Chromadorea; Rhabditida; Trichostrongylidae
Source: the annotation of a GenBank genome assembly
AUGCACGCAUCCGAGAAGGUUCCCAUCAAUGUUUGGUCCAACAACGGCAGCCCAGGAUUACGGUACUGCUUAAAUUUCUUCAAUAGCACUAGUUACUGCGAGGAUGCCGUAGAUGCACCGAACCCGCUGAGCUUCACCGUUCCAUAUUCAGUUGAUCCGUUUACAAUCCGGAUAGAACUCACUAAUAUCAAUAGUCAGGAUGUGAUCUUAAUUGACAACCUUUAUUAUGAAGGACGCAUCUGUGAAGAGGUCGACGACGACGAAUCUGCAAGCACAGCGGAAGAGAAUAGUUCUUCAGUGGCGGUGAGUAAAGUGAACCACUUGAUGGAAGAUUUAGAAUGCAGUGUUCGUAAAUCGCCAGUCUACGAGGUCAAAGCUGAAAAACAAAAUCACUUGGUAAACGGUCAUGUAGCACGAGAUGCAUUUGCUGGAGGCGCCGAGCUAGAGCCCAUUGGAGGAGCGAUGACCUUCGACAUUGGAUCAAACAGCGAACCUGAACAACCACCACCAAUUGCGGUUCAAGAAACUGUUGGACAAAUAGAUCAGGACGGAAAGCUGAAUAGUACAGAAGAAAGGGCAGCGGACCUUCUAGCCUGUGAAGAGCUUGCCUGUGACUUCAAUCACAACCACUCAUGCUUCUAUAAGCUGAAUGGAUUUGGCAGCACUUUGGUCUCGAAGCAACUCCUUUUCAUGAAAAUGGCUCCUCUUGAUCUUUCUCAUUAUGCCAGAUGUUUAGACGUAAACGUGGGUUACGUGUACGUUGGAAAAAACCACGUGGACACGUCAAACGAGAUUUUCGUCAUGGAGUCGCCUAAAUUCCGGAUUUCUUCCGAUGCCCGUCUUACUUUCGAUGUAUAUCUCAGAUCGCAUUCGCCUCAGCUCAAGGUCAGUGCCUGA